AUGAGUGGAAACAACCAAACUAUCAUCUCCCAGUUCCUUCUCCUGGGCCUGACCAUCCCCCCAGAGCACCAGCACCUGUUCUAUGUCCUGUUCCUGGCCAUGUACCUCACCACAGUCCUGGGUAACCUCAUCAUCAUCAUCCUCGUUCUACUGGACUCCAAUCUCCACACACCCAUGUACUUGUUUCUCAGCAACUUGUCCUUCUCUGACCUCUGCUUUUCCUCUGUCACAAUGCCAAAAUUGCUGCAGGACAUGCAGAGCCAAGUUCCAUCCAUUCCCUAUGCAGGUUGCCUGACACAAAUGUAUUUUUUAAUGUUUUUUGGAGAUAUGGAGAGUUUCCUUCUUGUGGUCAUGGCCUAUGAUCGCUAUGUGGCCAUCUGUUUUCCCCUUCAUUACAUCAGCAUCAUGAGCCCCAGGCUCUGUGCUUGUCUGUUGUUGCCACUUUGGAUGUUGGCCACAUCCAAUGCAAUGAUGCACACUCUGCUCAUGGCUAGAUUAUCUUUUUGUGAGAACAAUGUGAUCCCCCACUUUUUUUGUGACUCAUUGGCUCUCUUGAAGCUGGCAUGCACAGAUACCUACAUUAACGACUUAAUGAUAUUUAUCAUGAGUGGUUUCAUUGGUGUUGCACCAUUACUACUCAUUGUUAUGUCCUAUGCAAGGAUUAUCUUUUCUAUUGUCAAGGUUCAUUCAACCCAAGGCAUUCACAAACUUUUCUCCACAUGCGGUUCCCACCUGUCGGUGGUGACUCUGUUCUAUGGGACAGUUAUUGGUGUUUACGUAUGUCCAUCAGCUGAUAACUCUACAGUGAAAGAGACUACCAUGGCUAUGAUGUACACAGUGGUGACUCCCAUGCUGAACCCCUUCAUCUACAGCCUGAGAAACAAAGACAUAAAAAGGGCUCUGAUAAAAUUUAUCUGCAUUAAGAAAAUCUCUUAA
This is a messenger RNA of Mesocricetus auratus (golden hamster), 936 nucleotides long. RefSeq names its product olfactory receptor 1496-like. Gene Ontology annotation, biological process: G protein-coupled receptor signaling pathway. Gene Ontology annotation, cellular component: membrane. NCBI's taxonomy places the organism in Eukaryota, Metazoa, Chordata, Mammalia, Rodentia, Cricetidae. Gene Ontology annotation, molecular function: G protein-coupled receptor activity; olfactory receptor activity. Bases 1 to 936 code for a protein of 311 amino acids. The record is from RefSeq and is a predicted model, not a curated record. The transcript has a single exon.